AUGUCUGGAAUGAGGAUCUCAGAAGCUCAGUGUCCUAGCAUCGCAGCUGGUUUCCUGGACUACCUAGUAUCUUUCCGAGUUAUAAUCGCUUCUCAAGCUUUCAAUUAUCGCACCAGUCUCUAUGGGGCUACGCCGUUCUUCAAUCUACAUGUGAGCAUCCGCAACAAAGUCUGCUAUCGACCAAGCCCGAGGUUUGCAGCUCAUCUUGAACACCAAUCUAGCAAUUCCAAUAUCCAGUCUGUCCCACCCCCAUUACCCACAGCUUUACGAUCGUCUUUUUAUAUGAGAACGCACCACAUUUCUUCAUACUCAUAUUGCUCUCAUCCACCCAAGGAUACUCCACAUUCUUCGAUCUAUGGUGGGUUUCGUCGAUUUUCCCUAGAUCGUGUCUUCGAAUUCCGCUAUUCACCUGAUUAUUCAAUUUAUUUGGCCACUGAUGGAUUUGUUCUGGAAUCUUCAACUACUACCUUGAAGCUAUCCUAUUCACCCGAAGGUAUUUUCUUUCCUUCCGUUGACGGGUCUCGGUCAAGCUCUCUAAGCUCGAACUUUCACUGCCUUCUUUUCGAUCAGUCGAAUUCCUCCAUUGAUGGCGAUGUGCAAUUCAAACCUGCUUCUUCGAUUUUUUUCCCCACAAAAUGA
Sclerotinia sclerotiorum 1980 UF-70 is the source of this 639-nucleotide messenger RNA. RefSeq lists its product with no specific name. The transcript is spliced from 3 exons. Lineage: Eukaryota; Fungi; Ascomycota; Leotiomycetes; Helotiales; Sclerotiniaceae. The record is from RefSeq and is a predicted model, not a curated record. The coding region runs from base 1 to 639 and encodes 212 amino acids.